GCUGUUUUCAUUCUCGCGAGAUUAACAGACAGGAAGAGGAGACGGCGAAGGUCAGGAAAUAAACAUGGCGGCCCGCAGUUUGUUGAGGUCUGCAUGGACUUCUUUAACAGGCUUCAAAUUAAAAACCACAUGUCCAAACCUACAAGUUCAUCAGAGGACGAGUUUUCCUGGACUUCCAGCUUUGAGUUUUCAGAGCAGAGGAAUCCGACAAGGUGAGAGUUAAGCGGAAAUGUGAGGAGGAAACACAGAGACACGGAGGCGGAAAAUACGUGAAAAUGAGUUUAUUUUAACCUUAAAAUCAUCAAAUAUGCUCUUUUACUUCAUUCCUUUUACAAAUACAUCGGAUAUACGUUCAUUGGGGGCAGAUCUCUGUGGUUUAUAACUGAUUUAAGUGUCAUUAUCGAUUUGUUUGCCUUUUUUGCCUUCAAACCUCCUUAAAAAUGUGAAGAUUAUUUUUUUAAUCUGUUGUAAAUUUAUAAAUGAUAAACAAAAAACAGCCCCAUGUCACUGCUUAUCAAUUUAACUUUACAUUUUUAACACUUUUCAAUGAUAUUCAAGAGGAAAAGACAAAAAAAAUUGUGUUGUUGUUAUUAAAACUUAACAUUUGUGUCUUUUUCUGUUUUAAUCUUGCAGUGGUGGAGAAGAAAGAGGAUAAAAUAUCGAUGGUGAGUUUAACCUUGUGUGUUAUCAGCUUCAUUUGUGUUAAAAUAACCACCAAUCUGAUAUUUUUUAAUGAUUUUUUGCCAUCAUACAUAAUCGCACAAAAUCACAAAUUUCAGUAUUUUGUUUAACUCUGAGUCAUUUUCACACACUGAUUUUUUUUUUUUUUUUUUUUUUUGGACAUGAGUAUGUUUUUACAGAGAAAGGAGUUCAUAAAAACUGCGGCAUUUUAAGGCACCUAGGGCUGGGCGAUUAAACGAUAACAUACUGAAAAUUAACUUCCCUCAAUAUCAACAUGGUCAAUAUGCUUUUCAAUAGUCGGCAUUCUGCCAUGUUCUGGUAGACUAUACAAACAGCCAAUGAAAAGGGGAGUUGCUCCGGGUCUGAACCAAUCAUGUGCUGAAUUAGAACCAAGUAGCAAACAACUGCAAAGUCGUAGCAAACAGCAGCUACACCCAACCAUAGCACUUUAACAGGUGAAGCCGACAGCACUGUUAGUGAGAAACAAAGAAAAUGAGUGCUACCCCCGACAGAAAUGACCAUGAAGGCUCAACAGAUGACCACAUCAGUUCAGUAAAUGAUCAUAAAGCUGUCUGUCUGUGUGGUGUUGGUGUCUGUUAUGAUAUCAGAUAUAUAACUAUUAAAGGGACACUUGUAGGGUUCUGGGUAGUGUGUUAGGAUAUGCAUAUAAAUAUGUUUCCAGGUCUGGAAACAAAUUAGAACAAAAAACAAAACAGAUAAAACACAAUAUCCGUUCAGUUCAAAGUAAAAAGACAGUUUUUUUAGUCCAGUGGAGUCCUCGAGUUCUAUUUGUGGUUCUGUUUUAUAAACACACCCUGCUGUCAUAUAAAUGUGGACUUUAAAGACUUUAUCAGUAAAAGCUUGGUUGUUAGGGGCUGGAGAACUCCAAUAUAAAGCUUUACAACAUUCAUUCAUUUCAGUAAAACUACAGAGAGACUUAAAAUGAAAGAGUGUUAAACCCCUGUAUCUAACCUAACCCCAGUAACAGCCACAUUUCAGGUACAUUUUGUAAUCAGGGCGGUUAUUGUUCUUUUAACUGAAGCUGAAUUAAAUUGACUGUUAGAUUGAAGGAAAAAUCCUGGAAGUCCCGACCGCACCGCAGCCUCCGAACCCCACAGCCAAGUGUCCAAUCUACAGGUGGAAUCUGCAGCACAAAUACAACUACACGGUAAACACACCUGCAGGCUGGUUCAUGUCCACAUAAUGGGAGUGAAAUCAGAUCAGCUGGUUUUUAAAACGCUCUGCUUUUCCUCGCCCUCAGGACGUGUUGUUGCUCAGUCAGUUCAUUAGGUCGGAUGGAGGGAUGCUGCCCAGGAGGAUCACCGGUCUCUGUCUGCAGGAACAUCGGAAGAUUACGAUCUGUGUGAAGAUGGCCCAGAGAGAAGGUCAGUGAGUUACUUAGCCACCCUUUUUUGACAGAGGAUAAUGUUACGGAGCCAAAAGAUGUUUUGAGAUUUCCACAUUAAGGCCGGGUGAGAGGGUGCAGGAGCACAGCGGGAAAUAUUCAGGACGAUUCAGCACGAGUGAGCGGCGAGAGAUGAGAAAGAGAAACCAAGAGGAAAUCAGAGCUUUAAGGAAAACGAUCAUUUCAUUCAAGUCAGUGAAGAUGUCUGCACAGGUGUUUGUUUUCAUGUUCAUAUUCAUGGGAAAGCUGUCAUGUUUUAAACAUUACAGUUAGUGCUGCAGGGUUUGGUUAAACUGGAGGAGACUUAUCAGUGACGGGCGUGAAUGUAAACGCAUUUUGGUCUUGUUGUCAUGCUGCAUAACAUCGCCGUAUCUGACCCUAAAACAUCUCCAUGUAGCGUCCACCCACCAGCUUUACUGCUGUUCCAAUUCCAGUCCAUGGGGGGCGCUAUGCUAAGCAGGGCUGUUAAGUCCUAGUCAACUGGUUGAGUUAUUGGUCGAUAUGUGCUUAGUCGACCAAAAUUCUGAUGGUCGACUUGAUUUUUUCUGGGUCAAUUUACAGUCUGUGGUUAAUUUCAUCAGGAGGAAUGUACCAAGUGCCAAUGGGGUGUUUUCAGAGCACCCCCUGUAGCGAGUGCUUUCCGUCAACAAAAAAGGCUGCUGGGGUUUAGGUUCACUUGCAUCUGUCACUCGUUCAAUUAUCAGUCCAGUUUGAGUGUUAAAAAAGUGGUUUAUUGUUCAAAAAAGGAAAGAAAACACGCUGAUCCAGGUCCAAAAAGUGAUAAGAUGAAAUGAGGUCAAAACAGGAUGAGUGAAACGGUGAAAAAUGGUCAACAGAAAAUGAUCAGAGCUGACCACAACCAUAACUGACAACACCUUUGAGAUUUAAAUAACCCGCCCAACAUCCCAAAACCACACCCCUCAGUGACAUACUGACAGAAAUCAAACUUUCAACAAGGAUAUUUUUGCUGAUAUCUGUAUAUUUUCUCCCUGUCGAGCCGCGUUCCGCCAAGCCGCUUCGUCCCCCGCAGAAGAAUUUACUGUCAGAGUUGGAAAAAUUCCUCCUCCCAAAAGUUGAUUUUUGGUCAAAAAUUUCAGAGUCUUAGUCGACCAAGAAUUUGUUUGGUGGAUCACAGCCCUAGAAGUGUCUUCCCCUGAGGAGAUUUCUGCACCUGGGAUCAAACCCCUGACAGUGAAUCAAGAGACGACCACGCAGAUCUCAGCCUUUUGUACAGUUGUUAAUGACUCACAUCUGUUUGUUUAGGAUGACAUUAAUUGAUAAUUUAAUUUAAAAUUCCGGUCAAAACAUUUUAGCAUUUUUCUGUUGAUGGGCGUUUUGUUUUGUUAAGAACUGAAUUCAAUUAUAAAAAUAAUAAAUUAUGUAAUUUGAUUAUAUUUUGAUUUAAACAGAAAUAAAACAAAUCCUCACUUCUAAAACAAGAGAGUUAAGGCAUAUCUCCUUCAUUUAUACCCCCAAAUUAAGGCUAAUAUUGCCUUAUAAUGUAUAAUAUCCAUUUACAACCACCCUCUGACCGAUAAACUGAUUUAAAACAGGAAACCACUGUGAGGAUAAUCCUGAAAAACGGUCAUUAAUGACAGUAAAAAUGCUUUCAAAGACGUUCAUCUGUGUAGGUUGUUGCUGUUUUAGUAAAACCUUGUCCAUGUUCCAGCAGGUUCUGUCUGUGUUUCUUUUGGCACAGCCUCUGACAAAGUUUAAGUGCACGAAUAUUUCUUUCUUCCUUUCUUUCUUUCUGCGUCCAAGGUCUGCUGCCCGACCACAAACCUAAACUUCCUGAAGGCCACGUCCCAAAGAGGCCCAAACCUCAACUUAACAGGUAACGUAGACAUGCGUGUCUGCACAUACAUGUGUGUCAGUCACCGUCAUCAAUCAAGUGUCACACUGCAACUGAAGCUAGCAAUAACUUCACUGUCAACAUCUGCUGUUUAUUUAACAGAUACCUGACCCGCUGGUCCAUCGACACCACCAAACCCAUCUAUAAAACUGGACUGAAGUGGUGCAAGAGACGCAUGCCUGUCGGAGACCCCAUCCUCAAGAACAACGUGCGUUACGGCGUGAAGCCUCUCUACACCAAACAGUGAAGGACAGAGAGUCGGACCAAUCUGAACAGUAACCAGAGCGAGCGGGUCAGAGUGGGUGGGCGCUCUGUGCGAGGAUGCAACUAGGAGUGGAUCAACUUUUGUCAAACUGCCCGGGGAAAAGACCUAAAAGCUUCCUCCAUCUGUAUUUAUUCUACCUUUUUGUUUAUAAAGCUGCGUCAUCCUCUUAAUGAAUCACCCUCAGCCCCACCCACAACCAUCCAUCCUGUCUCUGCUCCGCUCUCCAAAAGCCCUUGAAGUGAACUCUGACAACUUAAUGUGAGCCUCAGCGUGGGUCAGUGUUACGCUUUCAAAGUAGGUGGUAUGUUGACUGUGGAUACACAAGGCAACACAGAUGUGCAAAUAAAAUGCUCUCUCCAUGAG
Molecule: messenger RNA, 4566 nt
Organism: Xyrichtys novacula (pearly razorfish)
Lineage: Eukaryota; Metazoa; Chordata; Actinopteri; Labriformes; Labridae
Source: the annotation of a GenBank genome assembly